GCCAUGCCAGCCACCAACCAGGGCUGGCCUGAGGACUUCGGCUUCCGGCUGGGCGGCUCGGGUCCCUGCUUCGUCCUGGAGGUGGCCGAAGGGAGCAGCGCACACACCGGGGGUCUGCGGCCUGGGGACCAGAUCCUGGAGGUGGAGGGGCUGGCCGUGGGCGGCCUGAGCCGCGAGCGCCUCGUGCGCCUGGCCCGGCGCUGCCCGCGCGUGCCGCCCAGCCUGGGCGUGCUCCCCGGCCCCGACGGCGGCCCCAGCGCGGGAUCCGGCUGUGCACCCCUGACCACAGCCUCGCGGGCCCCUCGCUCCGGCCGCGGCCUCUCUCUGGGCCGCGAGCUGCUACGACUGGCCGGCCGCAAACGGCCUGACGCCGUGCACCGAGAGCGCAGGCGCAAAGCCCAGGAGUUCAGCCGCAAGGUGGAUGAAAUCUUGGGGGACCAGCCGAUGACCAAGGAGCGGAUGUUCGCUGCUCUGAAGCAGUUCGCGGCUGAGCAGCGGGUGGAUGAGCUGGUGUGGGCGCUCACCCUGGUGCUGCCCCUCGAGGCCCGUGGGCCCCUCCUGGAGAACCUCAGGAUCUUCAUCCCCAAGAAGCACCGGGCGCGCUUCGACGAGGUGGUGUCUCAGGGUCUGCUGGGCAAGCUAUGCCGCGCCCGGCGGGCGCAGGGCGCGCAGCGGCUGCGCCGGAGCCGCAGCGAGGAACGGCCGGAGCGCCUCCUGGUGUCCACGCGCGCCAGCGCCGCCCCGCGCCGCCCCGACGAGCCUCCCCAGCGCAAGGCCGCCUCUCUGCUCGGCAGCCGCGCCGGCCCCGGGGGCGCGCGCAGGACGGUCCGAGUCUACAAGGGCAACAAGAGCUUCGGCUUCACGCUUCGCGGCCACGGACCUGUCUGGAUCGAGUCUGUCGUGCCUGGGAGCCCGGCUGACAAUGCUUCCCUCAAAUCGGGUGACCGGAUCCUCUUCCUCAACGGACUAGACAUGAGGAACUGCUCCCACGACAAGGUGGUGUCCAUGCUGCAGGGCAGUGGUGCAAUGCCCACGCUGGUGGUGGAGGAGGGGCUCGUCCCAUUCGCCAGCGACUCCGACUCGAUGGAUUCUCCCAACCCGUCGUCGGCGCUCACCUCCCUGCAGUGGGUGGCGGAGAUCCUGCCGUCCAGCAUCCGGGUGCAGGGCAGGACCUUCAGCCAGCAGCUGGAGCACCUGCUCACGCCCCCCGAGCGCUACGGGGUCUGCCGGGCCCUCGAGAGCUUCUUCCAGCACAGGAACAUCGACACCCUGAUCGUCGAUGUCUACCCGGUGCUGGACACGCCCGCCAAGCAGGUCCUCUGGCAGUUCAUCUACCAGCUGCUGACUUACGAGGAGCAGGAACUCUGCCAGGAGAAAAUCGCAUGUUUCCUGGGCUACACGGCCAUGACAGCAGAGCCAGAGCCCACACUGGACCUGGAACCCGAGCCAGAGCCGGAGCCGGAGCCGGAGCCGGCGCCUGAGCCCCAACCACGGAGCUCCCUGAGGGCCUCCUCCAUGUGCCGCCGCAGCCUCCGGUCCCAGGGCCUGGAGGCCAGCCUCAGCUGUGGGCCCAGCGACUGCGCGGAGAUGCCUCGUCCUCUGAUCCCAGGCGAGCGCCAGGCGGGCGAUGGUACAUCCCUCCCCGAGACCCCCAACCCCAAGAUGAUGUCGGCUGUCUACGCAGAGCUUGAGUCCCGGUUGAGCAGCAGCUUCAAAGGGAAGAUGGGGACCACCUCCAGAUCCCGUGCCUCCCCACCAGUGCCCAGCAUGGCAGGCACGGAAGGACCCAGGACCCUGUCCAGCGUCUCGUGGACCAGCGAGCGGCUCCUGCCCUCCCCCUGCUACUACCCGCUGUGCUCAGAGGGCCUGGCCUCCCCCAGCAGCUGCGAGUCCCACCCCUACGCCAGCUUGGACAGUAGCAGGGCGCCCUCCCCACAGCUGGGCCCCGGGCCCCUCCGCUCCAGCAGCACCCGCAGCCCGGAGCCCGGCCGCCCGCCCAGCCGCAGGAAGCUGUUCACCUUCGCCCACCCUGUGCCAAGCCGGGAGACUGACCGCUUCCUGGAUGCGCUGAGUGAGCAGCUGGGGCCCCGGGUCACCAUCGUGGAUGAUUUCCUGAGCCCUGAGAAUGACUACGAAGAGAUGAGCUUCCACGACGACCAGGGCAGCUUCGUCACCAAUGAGAGGAGCAGUGCCAGUGAGUGCAUCAGCAGCAGUGAGGAGGGCAGCUCCCUGACCUACUCCUCCAUCUCCGACCACAUCCCCCCGCCCCCACUCAGCCCCCCGCCACCGCCACCCCUGCCCUUCCAUGACCCCAAGCCCAGCUCCCGCACCCCUGAUGGCCCCUGGGGCCCCGCUCCGACGCUGGCCAAGCCCCUCACCCAACUCAGCCACCCAGUCCCUCCACCACCCCCGCCACCCCUGCCCCCACCUGUCCCCUGUGCGCCCCCCAUGCUGUCCCGGGGCCUGGGCCACCGCCGCAGUGAGACCAGCCACAUGAGCGUCAAGCGCCUGCGGUGGGAGCAGGUGGAGAACUCGGAAGGCACCAUCUGGGGACAGCUCGGGGAGGACUCUGACUAUGAUAAGCUGAGCGACAUGGUGAAGUACCUCGACCUGGAGCUCCACUUUGGCACCCAGAAACCUGCUAAGCCGGUGCCCGGGCCUGAGCCCUUCAGGAAGAAGGAGGUGGUGGAGAUCCUGUCCCACAAGAAGGCCUACAACACCUCCAUCCUGCUGGCGCACCUGAAGCUGAGCCCGGCCGAGCUGCGGCAGGUGCUAAUGAGCAUGGAGCCCCGGCGCCUGGAGCCCGCGCACCUGGCGCAACUGCUGCUCUUCGCGCCAGACGCCGACGAGGAGCAGCGCUACCAGGCCUUCCGCGAGGCGCCCGGCCGCCUCAGCGAGCCAGACCAGUUCGUCCUGCAGAUGCUGUCGGUUCCCGAGUACAAGACCCGCCUGCGCAGCCUCCACUUCCAGGCCACCCUACAGGAAAAGACAGAAGAGAUCCGGGGCAGCCUGGAGUGCUUGCGCCAGGCCUCCCUCGAGCUCAAGAACAGCCGGAAGCUCGCCAAGAUCCUGGAGUUUGUGUUGGCUAUGGGCAACUAUCUCAACGACGGACAGCCCCAAACCAACAAGACCACGGGCUUCAAGAUCAACUUCCUGACGGAGCUGAACUCCACCAAGACGGUGGAUGGGAAGUCCACCUUCCUGCAUAUCCUUGCCAAAUCGCUGAGCCAGCACUUCCCCGAACUCCUGGGCUUUGCUCAGGACCUGCCCACCGUGCCCCUGGCUGCCAAAGUGAACCAACGGGCCCUGACCAGUGACCUGGCUGACCUCCACGGCACCAUCGGUGAGAUACAGGCCGCCUGCCAGAGCAUGUCCCCCACCAGCGAGGACAAGUUUGCCGUGGUCAUGGCGUCCUUCCUGGAGACAGCCCAGCCGGUGCUGCGGGCGCUGGACGGGCUGCAGCGGGAGGCCAUGGAGCAGCUGGGCAAGGCGCUGGCUUUCUUCGGCGAGGAUUCCAAAGCCACCACUUCCGAGGCCUUUUUCGGCAUCUUCGCGGAGUUCAUGAGCAAGUUCGAGCGAGCGCUCGGCGACCUGCAGGCUGGGGAGGGCACACGCAGCUCUGGGAUGAUUUCGCCCCUCUCCUGGUGACGGCGGCGGCCUCGCGUCCUCGGCGGCCCGAGCGCGGAGCGGACGCCGCCCGCGUGGCUCGGAGCGUCCCGGGUGCGGGAGUGGGGCCCAGCCACGCGCGCAUCUCCAGCUAGCUCAGCCGUCGAGCUCCGGCCGCCCUCGAAGGCACCCAUGAGUUACCUGACUUCUCUCGAUACACUAAGUCCAGGGGCCAGUGGUCUGUGCCUGUGCCUGUGCCUGCCUAGCAACCAGUCUCCCUUCUGCUGGGGAAAGCUCCCUGUUUUUCCUUUGGGAAAUUAUCCCUCCUCUGCUCCCAGGCCUUGGAGUGCUGCUGAUUGGAUUAAGGAUGAUCUUGUGACUCUGGUUGGGUGGCUCAGAGUCAAUUCAAGACUCAAGUUUGAAGUGUUCAGAAAAGGAGGCUCCUUACUUCUGGAUGAAUUGUUGGGUGUAAGGAGGGUGGAAUCCCGGAAGGAGCUGCCAGGACUACCACGUGGAGGGCACCUGCCUGGGUGUAAAACCAAUACAGAAGAAAAGGAGAGAAGACCACUCCAUCCAUCUCUUGUCCCUGGAUCCAGCUGUGCCUGAAGCAGACAUCCCAACGUUUCAGUUUCCAAGCCAACAGAUUCUGCCACCACGUGUGAAUGUUUUUAAUUUCUUUUAAUUUUUUGGCUUAGGCUGGUUUGAAUGGGUUUCUGUCACUCGCAAUAUUAAGAGGGUUGACUAACAUACUCAUCAACAGAUCGUUAUAGAUGUUCAGUCGUUUAACAUUCUCAGUGCAUUCUCUUCAUUCAUAAAUGCAAUCGCCAAUACUAUUUGACUGCCUACCAUGUACCAGCCACAAUGCUGGGGGCAGAUAACCUUAUGGGUCAGCCUCUCUGAGUUGCGUUUCCCAGGGUUCUGUUUCAUGGUGAUCUACACCCAAGUCAGUACGAAACCCUACACGUGAGCCAAUAUGUGCGCCAUACCCUCCGCCCCAUUCCUCACCAAAUGACAGGGUGUGACAAGCAGGAAUGUAUUUCUCUCUCAAUGAUACUAAUAAAAU
This is a messenger RNA of Lagenorhynchus albirostris (white-beaked dolphin), 4669 nucleotides long. RefSeq names its product Grid2 interacting protein (gene GRID2IP). Bases 4 to 3648 code for a protein of 1214 amino acids. Gene Ontology annotation, molecular function: protein binding. Lineage: Eukaryota; Metazoa; Chordata; Mammalia; Artiodactyla; Delphinidae. The record is from RefSeq and is a predicted model, not a curated record. The transcript has 23 exons.